GGGGGCGGUCCGCGCAAGCGCACAGACCUGCCCCGAGACCCCGCCCCCUAAGUCUUGGGUAACUGCGCGAGGGGGCCUGAGUGCGGUGCGCGACGGGACCACGAACUAGUUGGGAUGGCCACCAGCUGGGGGAGCCUCUUGCAAGAUGAGCAGCUGCUGGAAGAGUUGGCUCGGCAGGCUGUGGACCGGGCCCUGGCUGAGGGCGUGUUGCUGCGGACCACACAGGAGCCCAGUUCCUCAGAUGUGGUGAGCUAUGCCCCUUUUACACUCUUCCCCUCACUGGUCCCCAGUGCCCUGCUGGAGCAGGCCUAUGCUGUGCAGAUGGAUUUCAACCUGCUAGUGGAUGCUGUCAGUCAGAACUCUGCCUUUUUGGAGCAAACUCUCUCCAGCACCAUCAAAAUGGACAACUUUACUGCUCAUCUCUUUGACAUCUACAAACAAGUCUUGGGAGAAGGCAUUGCCCAGACUGUGUUCCUGAGUCUGAACCGCUCAGACUACAUGUUCCAGCGCAGCGCAGAUGGCUCCCCAGCCCUGAAACAGAUUGAAAUCAACACUAUCUCUGCCAGCUUUGGGGGCCUGGCCUCCCGUACUCCAGCCGUGCACCAACAUGUUCUCAAUGUCCUGAGCAAGACCAAAGAAGCUGCGAAGAUCCUCUCCAAUAAUCCCAGCAAGGGACUGGCCCUGGGGAUUGCCAAAGCCUGGGAGCUCUACGGCUCAGCCAAUGCUCAGGUGCUACUGAUUGCUCAAGAGAAGGAAAGGAACAUAUUUGACCAGCGUGCCAUAGAGAAUGAGUUACUAGCCAAGAAGAUCCAUGUAAUCCGGCGAAGAUUUGAAGAUGUCUCUGAAAAGGGGUCUCUAGACCAAGACCGUAGGUUGUUUAUGGAUGGCCAGGAAAUUGCUGUGGUUUACUUCCGGGACGGCUACAUGCCAACUCAGUACAGUACACAGAACUGGAAAGCACGCUUACUGCUGGAGAGGUCAUGCGCUGUUAAGUGCCCAGACAUUGCCACCCAGCUGACUGGGACUAAAAAAGUGCAGCAGGAGCUGAGCCGGGCGGGCGUGCUGGAGAUGUUGCUCCCUGGCCAGCCUGAGGCUGUGGCCCGCCUCCGUGCCACCUUCGCUGGUCUCUACUCAUUGGACAUGGGUGAAGAAGGGGACCAGGCCAUUAAUGAGGCUCUUGCUGCCCCAAACCGGUUUGUGCUAAAGCCUCAAAGAGAGGGUGGAGGCAACAACUUGUAUGGGGAGGAAAUGGUGCAGGCCCUGGAGCAGCUAAAGGACCGCGAGGAGAGGGCCUCCUACAUCCUCAUGGAGAAGAUUGAACCUGAGCCUUUUGCAAACUGCCUGCUACGGCCUGGCAGCCCUGUCAGAGUGGUCCAGUGCAUCUCAGAGCUGGGCAUCUUUGGAGUCUAUGUCAGGCAGGGAAAGACACUUGUGAUGAACAAGCACGUGGGGCAUCUACUUCGAACCAAAGCCAUCGAGCAUGCAGAUGGGGGUGUGGCUGCAGGAGUAGCAGUCCUGGACAACCCAUACCCUGUAUGAGGGCACGGCCUGGACAGCCUGGACUUCACUCAAGAGAUCUUCUAUCCCACGUACUUGUCACUAAUCUCCGAACCCUACUACCUUAGGAGGGCCCUUCUCUCCCAAAGUUUUCUAAGGUCUAGUGUGAAGGAUCUGAGGACCAGAAAGGCUGUGUUUCCAUUAGAUGAGAUCUAGAAGCCCCCAAAUCUUUGAGGUGUGGGAAGGGAGCUGCUCUGAGGUCAAGGUCCAUAAAUUCUGCCAUACUCCUCUUGACCCCUCAUCAGCCUUUUCAGCAGCUUCAAGUGCCUGACUUGGGAUAGGACUGAGUGGUAGAAAGAGGAGAGAUAAGGGGGGGGGGCAUAGACUUUUUUCCAUCUCUGCCUUAAAUAAAAUUACAUUACUGACUGUUGAAUCGUUGUUUUGUAUACAGAGGAAAGAGGAAAGUUAUAAUCUAGAUCAGCCCACUUACGGUGGAUUGGGGCAGGGAAUGUGACUGGGCUAUAGUCAGGGUCUCCCUAGACCCAGACCCUAUGGAUGGGAUCCUGAAGUUCCAAUCUUUAGUCACUCACUAACACUCCCAUAGGAUCAUAGGGAAAAGUAGGAGUCCCUGACAGAAGCCCAGGUGGGAAAGCAACCACAAUGGGAUAUGAAAGUUGUGAAGUGGCUUCAGUCACUCUUACUUAACUGAGGGGCUUGUCAGAGUUCCUGUGAGUGAAGCCCUGCCUGCCUCUUCCCAAAAGUUUUAGAAGGAAGACACUGGGGUAGUCCUCGGGAAUAUCACUCCCCUUCCCACCUGCCACACAAAUCAGAGCAGCUACAUGUACAGCCUGAAAGAUACCUAAGAAAACCAGUCACACCUUCUUGAGGUCACAAACUUUAUUCCUACAACCAUGGAGCUUAAGCAUCAAUAGGGCAAGAGAAGAGAGUUCCAUAUGAGUGUAUCUCUCAUGGGCAGGCUCUGUUCAUGGAAAGGUGGGUACAGGACAGGGAAGAUAAGUUCCUCUGAUCCUAGUAACAAAAUACACCCACUCCUCCAAAGAAGCAGAUGAUUUGAAAAGCAUCUAGAGACUGAACUGGCUUGCACAGCCUCUGGAGCAAAGAGGGAAUUCAGACUCAGAACAGAAGCAGCAAAGUAUUUAAAAAAAUAAUUAUUAUUCCUGGACUCAUAAACUGUCAUUCCUAAAGACAAGUGCAUAUCCAAGAUAAGUACUGGUGCUUUCUGAGAAAGCUGACACAGGAUUUAGGGUUGGCUCCCAGCUUCAGUCUAGGCCCUUAUUUACCCUCUGAACUUAGGGACAUGGUCUUCAGGUCCCUGUACUGGGCAUGGAGAGUUCUUUGGAGACUGGAGACAUAUUAGUCUGAGGCUGACUUGGGACUUUGUCCCUUUUGCCUGGCAGUCACAGGAAACUGUCUCCAUAUAGGGACAAAGUGUGGGUCAGGAUUGGCCCUCAGUACUCCUAGAAAGGGGACAGGGAGGACGGACAGAACUUUGGAGAGCCAAGCAGGAGAAUCCUGGGUAAAGAGUCUUGUUCACUGGAUGGUCAGGCAGCGGUGGCUAAAGAGAUGACUGAUGACAGACGGGUCAGCCACUGUAGAUGUGUCCCCCACGUCAUGGUCAUUCUGAGCAAUCUUUCGAAGCACUCGCCUCAUGAUUUUUCCUGGGGGACCACAAGCCUCUGGUUACUAAGUGACAGCACUGACCCACCCAACCCCACCAAAGGCUUUCAUCCACACACCCCAUACCACUGGGCCUCAGCCCAUCCCAAUCCCUGGAGGUAUCUGAACAUACCUGAGCGGGUUUUAGGCAAGCCAGGUGCAUUCUGGAUGUAGUCUGGUGUGGCAAUCGGGCCAAUCUUUUCUCUAACUGUAAUCAACAAAUCAAGUUUUUCUUCAUCACCUUUAGCCAGACUCUCAAAAGCCAAGGGAGGGAUGGUUUAGUUCCCCAACUGUUUCCCCUUGAAGGCCCUGUCUACAGAGUCACCCUCAGGUUCUCUGCCUCUCCUAUUAUAUCUUAACCCACGUUCGUGGAACUCUGGCUGUAGAAUCAGCCUGCCAGAAUUUAAAUACACCUUUCAGGAAGUAUAGUCUUGGGCAAGUGAUUUAACUUCUCUGCACCUGAAGUUUCUUCAUCUUUGAAACUAGAGUAACAAUAGUAUCUCUUUUGUGGAGGUGAUUAUAGGGAUUAAAUGGGGUCAUGCAUUUAAAGCACUAAGCCCAGUGAUGGCACAAAAAAAGUAUUAAAUAGUUGUUGGCUAUUAUUAUUAACCUGUAGAAAGACUAGUGGAAACUAAGUAGGUAGAAAUCAUUUGGACCAUGGGAUCCCAUGAGCUCUAUUCAUGGUUUGGGGAACAGCUUGCUGCAGCCCCUCCCUAACAACAUGCAGACCCUCUAGUCCUUGCUGAGGAGAGCUCCUUACUCUGCUUCUUGAGCUCCUCAGUGAGGGUGGGGCUGAAGCUGUGGCCAUCACACAGGGUAACAAAGCAGUAGAGGCAUUCGCCCUUCACAGGAUGAGGAUGGCCCACCACAGCUGCCUCUGCCACAGCCUCGUGUUCCACAAGUGCUGACUCCACUUCUGCUGUACUCAGCAAGUGUCCUUGUCAAGAGAAAGGAAAUGCCAUGAGAGAUUCCAGCCUUUGCCCCAGCCUUUGUUCCAUUGGUACCCGCAGGGCAGACCCCAGUCUGCAUGGGGAAUGCCCUUCAUCCAGUCCUCACGUGGCAUGUUUCCAGUUACCUCACCACCCCAGUUUCUUCUAGGCAUAUUCCAGUGCUGAUCAUUCUUCCAAAACCUGGACCCAGAACUGAAUACCACACUCCACACAUGUUUGGUCUGGCCAAAUGACAAUCCUGGGUCUCUUUAUAAAGUCUUUAGCUGGGAGUUGUCAGGGUAACAGAGCUAAUGAAAUGGUAGGGGGUCCUGGGCCCUCACCAGAUACAUUGAGCAUGUCAUCAAUCCUGCCAGUGAUCCAGUAAUAGCCAUCCUGGUCCCGCCGGCAGCCUGGGAAGAAAUGCACAACAUAUAAAUACCCCACAAUAGAGCACAUGAUCCACAUUACCAAACUGUCAUACCCAAUGCAGUAGAUUUCUAGCAAGUCUUCCAGCCUCCAUGAUGGUCCCAUUGAUCUCCAUCUCCUAGUAUUUAAAGCCCUGCAAAUAGUUCUCACUGUGCAAGGUUAGUCUGUGUAACCAACAGAAUUUGGCAGAAAUGAUGGGAUGUAAUUUAUUUUUUUUUCCUUAACAUUCAUUUCUUAAGUUUUAGGUGGACACAAUAUCUUUACAUUUAUAUGGUGCUGAGGAUCGAACCCAGUGACUCGUGCAUGCUAGGCGAGCAUGCCACCACUGAGCCACGACCCCAGCCCAACAGGGUGUCAUUUCUGAGAUUAGAUUACAGAAGACACAUUGGCUUCCACCUUGGAUGUAUUCUCUCAGAUCUUGUACCCUAGGGAAAGCCAGCUGCCACGUUGUAAGUAGCCCUACAGAGAUGGUGACAAACUGAGUAUUUCUGCCAGCAGCCACAAGAUUGAGUAAGAAAGUGGGUCCUCUAGACUCAGUCAUACCUUUAGAUAACUACAGCCCCUACCAACAGUUUGAUUGCAAUCCAUGAGAGACACUUGACAAAGAACCACCCAUCUAAGCUGUUCACUGAUCCUGAUAACUCAGAAACUAUGUGAGAUAAUAUAAUACUUGUUGUUUUUGAGUUACCAACUUUGAGGGUAAUUUAUUCCAUGGCAGUAAAUAACUAAUAUAGCCAUCUCAAGUCGCUGUAACUCAGGUAGUUGUUUUCUAAACAGUAAAGUAGUUCUUAUCACUCCCCUUCUUAAAACAUGUAAAUGUCUCUCAUUGUACUUUGAAUAAAAUCUAAACUGCUCAUCAUGGCCCACAAGACGCUAUAUUAUUACUCUCCAGCUUCACGUGAUAUUCUUCCCUGUGCUUACUACACUCUAGCCAUACAGGCUUCAGUCCAUUCCUCAUUCAUUUCAAGCUGUGUUGGAGCUGGGGGUAUAGCUUAAUGGUAGAGCACUUGCCUAGCAUGCAUAAGGGCCCUGAGUUACAUACCCAGCACUGCAACAAACAACAAAAAGACAAAAACACCACCUUGUGUCCUACUGAAAACAAUACUCUUAAUCUAGAUUUCUCUGUAUCUGGUUCUUUUUCACCCCUCAAGUCUCUGCUCAAUGUCAGUUCAGAAAAGCUGCCUCUGACCACUCUCCACUCUGUGUUGAGUAGCUGUCCCUGAAGACACUCUUUAUCACAUUAUUUUCAUCAUAUCACUUACCUCUACCUAAGAUAAGCUUAUUUACUUGUUUGCUGGAUUUACUGUCUGUCUCUUUCUAACUAGAAUGUAAAUCCCAUGAUAAAAGAUACCUUGACUAAUAUUCAUGGUAAUAUACCUUGUGCUUAUUAGAUCAGUGGUUGGGCAUAGUAGGUGCUCAGUAAAUACAAUAUGGACUUGGCAGACAAACAGGCUCCAAACAUGGAGACACACAUGACACAGUAACAAACAUUGCUACAUGCUACAUCUCUGUCAACACAGGAUCAAGAAACAAGAAAACUCUUGGACAUUUAACAUUAGAUGGCAUCAUCUUGAGACCUUUCCUGCAAUACUCAUUCCUGUUCUUAAAGUUUUCUCUGUUGCUCUGCCUGUUUACUAGACAGUGAUAUUUAGGACAUGUUCCUUUCUGUUCUCUACCCUUAACCAACUCUUUUGAAAAUGGAAGGUGAAGGUACAUCUUAAUGGGAGGUACAGGGAGAGGCUAGCCAAGGCUCACCAUCUCCUGUCACGUAGUACCCAGGGAACUUCUUAAAGUAGGUGGUCUCAAAGCGUGUGUGGUUCCCAUAAACCGUGCGCAUUAUCCCUGGCCAGGGCUGCUUAAACACCUGUGGAGGGAGGAAGGCACAGUGAUCACAACUGCUAGGCUGUCUCAGAGGAAGAUAAUAAUUUCUUUGCUAAAUAUGGGGGGAAUAUCCUAAAGUCCAUUCCUAGGAAGUAAGACAAACUAUAAGCUUUGGAGAUGAAUGAUCCUGACUUGGAAUCCCAACUCUACAACUUACUAACUAGCUAUGUGAUCUCGGGAAACUAACUUUGCUUCUCUUAGAAUCCUCAUUUGUAAAUCUGAGAAAAUAAUUUCAAUCUUCUUAAGUUAUUUUGAGGAUUAAAUUAAUAGUAUGUAGAAACUGCUUAGCACAGUAUUCUUUUAGUUACAAGCUUUUAGUAAAUUUUAAGUCCAGCUUAAAGCAAAUGAAAACAGUCAUAUAAAAAAUGGGACUCAAACCAGGUGUGGUGGCACAUGACUAAAAUCCCUGGUAUUCAGGAGACUAAGGCAUUAAAAGUUUGGGGAUAGCCUAGGCAAUUUAGCAAGACCUUAUCAAAAAAUAAAAAGGACUGGGGCUAUACCUCAGUGUUAGAGCGCCCCUGAGUUUAAUCUCCAGUACCACACCAAAAACAAAACAAAAAAAUGGGUCCCACACAUGAGUUAAUAAUAAUGUUCUGUGGUAGCAGAUUCAUGAGAACAGAUGGAAUUAUAGGCUGAGUCAAAAGGCCUAGAUUCAAGUCCUGCUCCUGUUACUAACUGUUCUUAGAAAAAUGAAAUUGGGUAGGGUCUGGAGGACAUGGCUGAUAAGAUCCCUAUUAAGUACUAACACAAACAUCAUAAUAGCUAACAUUUAUUGAGCACUAACUUCUAGGUUUUGUGCUAACCGCUUUCCAUGGAUUAUCUAAUUGACAAAACAGCCAAAGGAGACAAAAGUAAUAUUAAAACCCAACUUUCCAAAUAAGAAAAGUUAGGUUCAAAGGUAUUAGGUAACUUCUCUGAGGUCAUAGAAGAAGCAGAGUCAGGAUUUGAACCCAGACAGGCUGACUCAAGAGCCUACAUGAUUAUCUACUAUUUUAUUAAGCCUCCUGUCUCAAGAAUGUUUGUCAAAGGAAGAAUUAGGACUGUCUUCCAUACCCUAAAAAAUAUCAUUGGGGUGGGGGGCUAGGGCUAUGGCUCAGUGGUAGAGCACUUGCCUAGCAUGUGUGAGGCACUGGGUUCAGUUCUCAGCACCACAAAUAAAUAAAUGAAUAAAAUAAAGGUCCAUCAACAUCUAAAAAAAUUUUUUUUUAAAGUUUCAUAGAGAAUCUUUGAACAGAAUCUUAAAAGGCCCAUAAGAACCUUGUGCACCAAAAGGCAGAGAUGCAGGCAAAGUAUCUAGAAGAAUUCCUCCUGAAGUCUUUCAAUAGAGGACAAACCACCAACUGUGGAGCUUCAGUUCUAAGCAGCUAUCAAGAGAGAUCAGGUUAUUAACUCUGAAGUAAAGUAGCUGUGGUAGAUCCUUUUCCUUCUUCAAAGGACCCCACUCCACCAAAAAAAAAAAAAAAAAAGGCAGGGCCUUACCAGAUGACCUUCAGCUUCACCUUCUAACUCUUCCCCAGACUCAUUCAGGAUUGCAGGAGCUACGCCAAAGAAAGGGAAGGACUAAAAGCAAAUAGGAGACAGAACCCAAGAAAAGGAAUGAGACAAUUCUGACUCAACUCCAAAGGAGCCCCAGUGCCCCAAAUUCCUCAUACAUAUGGGUCCAUUCUCUAGUAGACCAAAUACCCCCACAACCCUAUCCCUGCCAAGCCCAGGACCAACAGGGGAAAUUCACUCACAGCAGAACCAGGUUUCAUGGGUGUGGCACCAGGGAGGGGGGUCAGCAUGUGGCCACCCUAUGGAAAUCAGAGAUCAGGGGUUUGAGUCAGUUUUCCAACAUUGUCCCUGAGCCCAUCCUUCUGAACCCCUCACUCACUGUCUCUGUUUGCCAGAAGGUGUCCACGAUGGGGCAGCGCCGGGCACCUACCACCCGGUGGUACCACAGCCAGGCUUCAGGGUUGAUAGGUUCACCCACUGUCCCUAGCACCUGCAAGGAUGCCCGGCUAUGCCUUGGGCAGGGAAUGGGAGAGAGGAAAUUUCUGAGUACCACUGGGAGCCAGGAUACACAUGUCCUGGUCCUUCUCUUACUUUCUCCCCUAUUCACAUCAGGGAAUUGGAACAAUGGGGAAAAAAAACUAUGUACAAAGGGAAACACCCAGCUCUGAAGGAUUUCUAUCUAUAGGACACCAACUGGGAAGGGGGUGUCUCACUUGAUGACAGGUUCAUCUCCAAACUUCAUGAGCAGACGAAUGGCUGUCGGUGCUGUGUAGAACUUGGUCACCUUGUAUUUGUCCACGAUGCUCCAUAGACGACUCACAUCUGGGUAUGUGGGGAUCCCUUCAAAC
Molecule: messenger RNA, 8752 nt
Organism: Marmota monax (woodchuck)
Lineage: Eukaryota; Metazoa; Chordata; Mammalia; Rodentia; Sciuridae
Gene: Gss
Product: glutathione synthetase
Exons: 13
Coding region: 115-1539 (474 amino acids)
Biological process (GO): glutathione biosynthetic process
Cellular component (GO): cytosol
Molecular function (GO): glutathione synthase activity; glutathione binding; ATP binding
Source: RefSeq, a predicted model, not a curated record